GCGUGCCCGCUCUCUCUCCGUCCCUCCCGCCCUCCGGCUCUCGCUCUCUCUCUCUCUCUCUCCCCAGCUCCAGCGCGACCCGGGCUUCCUCCGCCGCGGCGGUCAUCGCUCUUGCUGCGGUUCGUGCGUGCCCAGCCAUGCCCAACAUCGUGCUCUUCAGCGGCAGCUCGCACCAGGAUCUGUCCCAGCGCGUGGCCGAUCGGCUGGGGCUGGAUCUGGGGAAAGUGGUGACGAAGAAAUUCAGCAACCAGGAGACCAGCGUAGAGAUUGGCGAAAGUGUAAGAGGGGAAGAUGUGUACAUCAUCCAGAGUGGUUGUGGCGAAAUAAAUGACAACUUGAUGGAGCUUCUCAUCAUGAUCAAUGCUUGCAAGAUUGCAUCCUCCUCCCGCGUUACGGCCGUAAUCCCAUGUUUUCCAUAUGCUAGACAGGAUAAGAAAGAUAAGGACCAAGGUAGAUGGAGCCGUGCUCCCAUUUCUGCAAAGCUCGUUGCCAAUAUGUUAUCAGUUGCUGGAGCAGACCACAUCAUCACCAUGGAUUUGCAUGCUUCCCAGAUACAGGGAUUCUUUGAUAUCCCAGUGGAUAACCUGUAUGCAGAACCAGCUGUGUUGCAGUGGAUCAAAGAAAAUAUUGUGGACUGGAGAAACUGUGUCAUUGUCUCACCUGAUGCAGGUGGAGCUAAAAGGGUCACUUCAAUUGCUGACAGACUUAACGUUGAAUUUGCCCUGAUCCACAAAGAAAGGAAGAAAGCCAAUGAGGUGGAUCGCAUGGUCCUGGUUGGGGAUGUGACUGAUCGUGUCGCAAUUCUGGUGGAUGAUAUGGCAGACACAUGUGGCACAAUAUGUCAUGCAGCAGACAAGCUAGUGUCUGCAGGAGCAACUAAAGUUUAUGCCAUUCUCACUCAUGGGAUCUUCUCUGGCCCAGCUAUUUCCCGGAUCAAUAACGCUGCAUUUGAAGCGGUAGUUGUAACUAACACAAUCCCACAGGAAGAAAAAAUGAAACAUUGUCCCAAGAUUCAGGUUAUAGAUAUUUCUAUGAUUCUGGCUGAGGCUAUCCGAAGAACACACAAUGGCGAAUCUGUGUCCUACCUGUUCAGCCAUGUCCCGUUAUAACUUCAAAUCAGUUCUGGAGGGCUGCAUUCAGCAGUACACCAAAAAAUACAGCUCAUUAUUAAAAUAAUGAAUGUCUAUGAAAGUUUCAGAUUGACUAUAUGCACACAUCUUCUUCUAAUAUGGACAAUAACUAAAAUGGUCAAUGUGAUUUUUUUUUAGUUGCAACUUUUUAUAAAUUCUCUUUGGCUUUAUAAGAGAAAACCGUUAUAUUUGCCUGUGACUUAUUAAAAUGGGCAGAUAUUAUAUGAAAAAUUGUGAGACAAUAAUAUUUUUGAAAGGCCAAAGUUAGCUCAGGGGUUUGUAUGUAAUAAUUAACUUGCUGAGAAUUAUUGAGUCUCAUUUAGAACAGAACUUUAUACUCACUUACAGGCUUUAAAGAUUUAGAUAAAUGGCCUAUGCUGUGUCCCCUUUUGAAGAAAAUAGUGUAUAUCUUAAGCUAGCAGAUGUUUUGUGGUAGAGUGGGUGGUUUUUCCCCCUCGUCUUAAAAGUGACCCUGGAAUAAACUGCCUUGCCCCUCAUUCUAAGAAACGUCUGCUUCAAAUGCUUGAUCUAAAUAACUAGGAUCUGGAUCCACCACAAAGUGUUUCAUAGAUUGCUGAAUUAUGGCUAUAAUUGUAAAUCUUUGUGUCUCAGCUAGAUGUAGCAGUGCAACCUGGAGCAUCAUUUGUUUUUUCUAAGUGACUUGGUUUUCUUAGGAUUAGAGUAUAUGCAAUUAUUUUAAACUGCCUCCCUCCUCCCAAAAAAAGUUCCUCCCCCAGUCUCUAAAUUCCAAUUUGAUAACUUUAUUUUCAGUUUUAGUCUGUGCUACAGAAGGGACCAAUUUUAAACCUUCAGAGUAAUCCACUCUUAAUUUCUUAAUGGUGCCUAUACAUUAGGAAGUCUGAUUCUUAAAAGAUAUUACCAUGAGGUUCUCUUCUAGUAGUGAGCUGGGUGUGCUUUUUACCCAGAAGGCAAAAGGAUACACAUUUAAAAGCACCUUUCUUACUGCAUUUUCCUUGUAUAAAAUACCAGCAUUUCCUUUUUUCAAAACCAAAAUUUCCUCAGUACCACGUGUAUUCUCAUAGUCUCCAUCUGUAGGAGAACUGAAACAAUCCUAUAAAUAAUUUUGUUGUAUGCAGUUUGAGCAGUCAAUAGGUUUUGAAACAGAUUGCUCAACAUUUGACAAGACAGCUGCUUAACAUGGUAUUUCUCACAAAAAGGAGCGAAAUCUAUGAAAGUGAAGAUGGUGGCAAAAAGUUGCUUUUAAUAGAUGUAAGUUGCAUCCCUGGAUAGCACUACAAAAAUAUUUUUAAACGUAAUUAGUAUUAUUUCACAGCCAAAAAGCUAGAGAGAUCAGAAUCUCCAUAGAACUUUAAAAUUGCUUCCACUUCAAUAUACAAAUAUAUUUCUUCAAUUGUACUGCUUUUAGCAAUAAGAUGACGGCGAAGUUUUUGAAAGUACAUGAAGAUUAAACCAAAAAGUAUUUUCAUUUUAGAUGUCUGCUUACCAAAGCUCAUAUGCUUUAAAUUCACUUAACCUGCCAAAGAAUGUUUGAUACAGCAUUCCUUAAUUAUUUUUACUGUUUCUGCAAUUUCUCUUUUUAGACAUCAUUAUACCAAAGCUUGGACCAAAUGAAAACAUUCCGUUAACAUGUGAUAAGUUUUAGGUCAUGUCUCUGUUUCAAAUGACUUAAGGAAAGGUUUGUUCACUAUUGUGUUGAAGUUUCUCAAUAAAUCUUAAAACAGCA
This is a messenger RNA of Elgaria multicarinata webbii, 2835 nucleotides long. It is a transcript of the gene PRPS2, whose product is annotated as phosphoribosyl pyrophosphate synthetase 2. The coding region runs from base 138 to 1109 and encodes 323 amino acids. Gene Ontology annotation, cellular component: cytoplasm; ribose phosphate diphosphokinase complex. Gene Ontology annotation, biological process: ribonucleoside monophosphate biosynthetic process; 5-phosphoribose 1-diphosphate biosynthetic process; purine nucleotide biosynthetic process. The record is from RefSeq and is a predicted model, not a curated record. Gene Ontology annotation, molecular function: magnesium ion binding; ATP binding; ribose phosphate diphosphokinase activity. NCBI's taxonomy places the organism in Eukaryota, Metazoa, Chordata, Lepidosauria, Squamata, Anguidae. The transcript has 8 exons.